Molecule: messenger RNA, 1781 nt
Organism: Jatropha curcas
Lineage: Eukaryota; Viridiplantae; Streptophyta; Magnoliopsida; Malpighiales; Euphorbiaceae
Product: plant cysteine oxidase 2
Molecular function (GO): oxidoreductase activity, acting on single donors with incorporation of molecular oxygen, incorporation of two atoms of oxygen
Source: RefSeq, a predicted model, not a curated record
AAUGGCCCCUGGUUUUCACUCUCCCAAAGAAACCAUCUGUAUUUCCCUUUCAGCUAUAAGCCUAGAAACCUCCAAUUGUCUCCUACCAUUUACACCCAAACUCUCUCUUCAAUCCCCUAUCUUCCAUCAUCAUCAUCGUCUUCUCAAUCGUCAACAGCAAAAACAGAGAUGCUUCUUUUCACAUCAUCACCAUCUCUGUCUUCCUCUUUUUAUCUCUCCGUCUCUUCAUGUAUUUGUCCAUCCUGAACACAAAAAGGAAUACAAAUACUUAAAUACUGUAUUAUAGACAUAUAAAUACUUAUAGAUAUAAUACCUCUACAUAUGCCCUCCUCUGUUUUUUGGGCAUUUUCUACAACUCCCAUCUUUUUAUUGAUUUAAAAUUUUGAGAAUUUGAGCCAUACCCGGUCCCUUUUAAGCAUAGUUAUUACAUUUGCGAGAAUACCCAUAUAUUGUUUUGCGAUUUUGGUUGUAAUUUUGAGGAUUGGUUGGCUGAAUGGGGAUUGAGACGAGCGUGGCCAAAAAGAAGGAAAAAGAAGAAUUUUGUGAACUGGAGAAGGAAAAGAAUCCAAUUUUGGACCCAUCUCCAAAACCAAAAGCCAAUACAAAUAGCCGUGGAGGCAAAAAGAUCCGGCGACGCCAGCAACAAAAGAAAACGGUGAUGGUUUCCCCGGUCCAAAAGCUUUAUGAUACUUGCAAGGAAGUUUUUACCUUUGGUGGCCCUGGAAUUGUUCCUCCUCCUGAUAAAAUCGAAAAGCUAAAAGCAGUUUUGGAUGACAUCAAACCGGAGGAUGUUGGUUUGAGUCCAGAAAUGCCAUAUUUUCGUACUCCUGCUGCUGGGAGAACCCCUGCAAUAAGAUACCUGCAUCUUCAUGAAUGUGACAAAUUCUCGAUGGGUAUCUUCUGCCUCCGUCCAUCUGGAGUUAUUCCCCUUCAUAAUCAUCCUGGAAUGACUGUUUUUAGCAAGGUACUGUUUGGAGAGAUGCACAUCAAAUCAUAUGAUUGGGUGGUUAAUGGCCCUUCCAAUGGUUCUGGCGUGGUGACUUAUUCUGAAGCAAUGCAGCCUGAGAUCCAGCAACCCGAUGUGAACCGACCUAACAUCCAGCAGCCUGAAAUCCAGCAACCUCCAAUUCAACUGGCUAAGGUCAAGGUUAACUCUAACUUCACUGCACCUUGCGAUACCCGAAUCCUUUACCCUAGUGAUGGAGGCAACAUGCAUUGUUUCACAGCAGUUACAGCAUGCGCGGUGCUAGACGUGCUCGGUCCCCCAUAUUCAGAUCCUGAUGGUCGACACUGCACGUACUAUUACGACUUCCCAUUUGCCAAUUUCUCAGUUGAUGGGGUCUCUGUGCCAGACGAGGAAAGAGAAAAUUAUGCAUGGCUUCAAGAUAGAGGGAGGCUACCUGAGGAAUUUGUUGUCGUUGGAGAAUUGUACAGAGGCCCAAAAAUUGAGAUCUGAACCAAAUCGAUCUUCUACAUUUUCCUCGAGUACAUCUCUUACCAUUUGCUGCUGCCAGUUCAGUAUAGCAGACUACAGUUAGAGCUUUUGUCCUAUUUUUUACUAUUUUGUUUUUGUCAUUUCCUUUUUUCUUUUCCCUGAUGGGUUAUGAAUUCUAAUGGGAUAUGAAGCACUUAGUGCUCUUUUUUCUUUUUCACUCAACAGUUUAUGUACAUAAAAGGUUAAGAAAAAAGGACAAAAGUGUUUGUAGGUGCACAGGAUAGAGAGGCUGACAGUUAAAUGAGAAAAUGUUAAAGGGGCACUUUUACUUUGGUUUUCGCUAUCA